This is a messenger RNA of Peromyscus leucopus (white-footed mouse), 3274 nucleotides long. It is a transcript of the gene Nrf1, whose product is annotated as nuclear respiratory factor 1. The record is from RefSeq and is a predicted model, not a curated record. Gene Ontology annotation, molecular function: RNA polymerase II cis-regulatory region sequence-specific DNA binding; DNA-binding transcription factor activity, RNA polymerase II-specific. Gene Ontology annotation, cellular component: nucleus. Bases 255 to 1802 code for a protein of 515 amino acids. The transcript has 13 exons. NCBI's taxonomy places the organism in Eukaryota, Metazoa, Chordata, Mammalia, Rodentia, Cricetidae. Gene Ontology annotation, biological process: regulation of transcription by RNA polymerase II.
UUGCCGCUGGUGGCAGGAGGCUGCGAGGAGCCGGCGCGGUCGCAGUCUCCACGGCGCAGGCCCACGGUAGCGCAGCCGCUCUGAGGUGGACUGAUAUGUGGUUCGUCUGUACCGAGUUUUGUUUCCGCUUCACCCAUUGAUGGACACUUGGGUAGCUUCCACCUUUUGGCUGUUGUGAAUAAUGCUGCUAUGAACAUGGGUGUGCACAGAGCUCUUUGAGACCCUGCUUUCAGUUCUUCUGGCUGUAGAUCUUGAUGGAGGAGCACGGAGUGACCCAGACUGAACACAUGGCUACCAUAGAAGCCCACGCAGUGGCCCAGCAGGUGCAGCAGGUCCAUGUAGCCACGUACACAGAGCACAGUAUGCUGAGCGCCGAUGAAGACUCCCCUUCCUCCCCUGAGGACACUUCUUAUGAUGACUCGGACAUCCUCAACUCCACGGCAGCUGACGAGGUAACUGCCCACCUGGCUGCUGCAGUGCUGGGGAUCAAACCCAGGGCCUCGCACAUACUAGGUCCUGUGGGAAUGGCUGCUGCUGCUGCUGUGGCAACGGGGAAGAAACGGAAACGUCCUCAUGUGUUUGAGUCUAAUCCGUCCAUCCGGAAGAGACAGCAGACACGUUUGCUUCGGAAACUCAGAGCCACACUAGAUGAGUAUACGACUCGAGUGGGACAGCAAGCUAUCGUCCUCUGUAUCUCACCCUCCAAACCCAACCCCGUCUUCAAGGUGUUCGGGGCAGCACCUUUGGAGAACGUGGUGCGAAAGUACAAGAGCAUGAUCCUGGAAGACCUGGAGUCUGCUCUAGCAGAACACGCCCCUGCGCCACAGGAGGUUAAUUCAGAACUGCCACCUCUCACCAUCGAUGGGAUUCCAGUCUCUGUGGACAAAAUGACCCAGGCUCAGCUUCGGGCAUUUAUCCCAGAGAUGCUCAAGUAUUCCACGGGUCGGGGGAAACCAGGCUGGGGGAAAGAAAGCUGCAAACCUAUCUGGUGGCCAGAAGACAUCCCGUGGGCCAACGUCCGCAGUGACGUCCGCACAGAAGAGCAAAAGCAGAGGGUUUCAUGGACCCAAGCAUUACGGACCAUAGUUAAAAAUUGUUACAAGCAACAUGGGCGGGAAGAUCUUUUAUAUGCUUUUGAAGAUCAGCAAACACAAACACAGGCCACCACCACACACAGUAUAGCCCACCUCGUACCAUCACAGACCGUAGUACAGACCUUCAGCAACCCUGAUGGCACCGUGUCGCUCAUCCAGGUUGGUACGGGGGCAACAGUAGCUACAUUGGCUGAUGCUUCAGAACUGCCAACCACAGUCACUGUUGCCCAAGUGAAUUAUUCUGCUGUGGCUGAUGGAGAGGUGGAACAAAAUUGGGCCACGUUACAGGGAGGUGAAAUGACCAUCCAGACAACGCAAGCGUCAGAGGCCACUCAGGCGGUGGCAUCACUGGCCGAAGCCGCGGUGGCAGCUUCUCAGGAGAUGCAGCAGGGAGCUACUGUCACCAUGGCGCUCAACAGUGAAGCUGCCGCCCAUGCUGUCGCCACACUGGCUGAAGCCACCUUACAAGGCGGGGGACAGAUAGUCCUGUCUGGGGAAACCGCAGCAGCCGUCGGAGCACUUACUGGAGUCCAAGAUGCUAAUGGCCUGGUCCAGAUCCCUGUGAGCAUGUACCAGACUGUGGUAACCAGCCUCGCCCAAGGCAACGGGCCAGUGCAGGUGGCCAUGGCCCCAGUAACCACCAGGAUAUCGGACAGCGCAGUCACCAUGGACGGCCAGGCUGUGGAGGUGGUAACAUUGGAACAGUGACAUGCAGCCCUAUCAUGGCAUCGUUUUCUAGUCUACUUCAAAUUUUUUACAUGUUUGCAGAGGUGCAAUCAAAUGGAAUUAAGUCUCUCGACUUGGAAGAAAAGUUUUGGUAACCUUUUUUUAAAAAGGAAGAAAGGCAGCAGAUUUUGGAAUCACAUUUUUUUUAAAGCACCACUUCUGGGAUUUGGUGGAGCAAGAAACGACACCGAUUUCACUGUCCAAAAAAGCCAAAUUGUGGCCGGACUUCUUUGUGCGGAAAUGUGUGUAUACUUAUGUGUGUGUAUGUGUGAGUGUGAAUAUAUGUAUAUGUGUACAUAUGGACAUACACAUUUACAUAUGUGUAUAAAGUAUAUAUGUACAUACAUAUAUAUGUAUGAAACCCGCAUGGAAUUAUCUGUAUGAAAUCAAGGUGAACUGUGGAAAAAUAACCCACCCAGUUUAGAGGGUGGUAGGGUACAUGGCCAGACACAGUCACCUGGUUUUGUUCGUACCAGGGUCAUGCAUUGAGCUACUGACAAACUCAGGCAGAGGUGACCACGUCCUUCACCAAAGCUGCCUCCCAGUGGCCGCCUAGAACUCUGCUAGAUUCACUCGAGGGAAGGAAGAUUCAGGACACAGUGCAGUCCAGAAAGCGCGUACGGAGUCCAGUCACCAUGUGCUUUGCCAGCAGAGACUCUUCAGGCUGGCCCAGGUGCUGACCUUGCCUCAGGAGGUAAAUGCCCUACAGGCUCCUGGCAGGGGCAAGAAAUCUCUCCUCCAGUCCCCAUCUCCUCCCUUCCCAGGAAUCCUCGGUCUCGUGACUAUUAGAGUUGCUUGGGUUGCAAGGGCAGUCCAGAACCAGUUCUUUAUGAACGGAAGGUAACGGGAGUGUUAAAGGUCUGAGGAAAUGCUUAUGGAGCAGGCGGGUGUAAGUGCAGGGCGUGUGUGUGUGUGUGUGUGUGUGUGUGUGUGUGUGUGUGUGUGUGGUGGGGAGAGCAUGGGAAGAGUAUGGGAGGGAAGGAGGGAGAAAACUUCAUGAACCAGGGUGCACCCACGGAGCCGUGCUCUCCAGCUGUCCAGCCGUAUCUUAACAGAGGAGACUGCCACCACAUAAAGGACUCUGCCUGAGGCUCACAGAUGUGUCAGCAGAGAAGGGACCCUGCUCCUGGUGUGGCCCUGCUCCAGGCGGACUCUGCAAGGACUGUUUCCCAGACCCAUCCUGGCAGCCCAGGCCUGGAACAGCUUUCCUGCUCACAGUGUGGAUUGGACUGAACGUUUUUAGUCACUGUGAACUGCUUUUCCAGCCGAAGCCCUGAGUCUCCAGUGGCUGAUUCAUCUGACUUCUUGACAAGCCAAAUCUCCGCUCCUUGCGUACAGGGACAACUCUCCCGCCCUCCUCCGGGCCCUCCCCCGUGUGUGACCGUGUAUUUAAUGUGGUGUUUUGGUUUUCGUUUUUUAAUGAGACAUUAAAAAGAUUCUUCAUGUCUUGCUCA